AUGCCGGGCACAAAACGGUUUCAACACGUGAUUGAGACCCCAGAGCCUGGCAAGUGGGAGUUGUCUGGGUAUGAGGCAUCCCUGCCGAUCACAGAGAAGUCAAACCUACUAACCCAGGACCUCAACAAAGCAGAUGCUGAGGAAAUUGUUCGAUUGCUGGGACAAUGUGAUGCUGAGAUCUUCCAGGAGGAGGGGCAAGUCAUGCCCACAUACCAGAGACUGUAUAGUGAAUCAGUUCUGACCAUCAUGGUCCAAGUGGCUGGCAAAGUGCAGGAAGUGCUGAAGGAACCUGAGCGGGGGCUGGUGGUGCUGAGUGGAGGGGACAACUCUGGCAGGAUGGCGUUUCUCAUGUCGGUCUCCUUCAACCAGCUGAUGAAAGGUCCAGGACAGAAACCUCUUUACACCUACCUCAUUGCAGGCGGUGACAGGUCUGUGGUGGCAUCUAGGGAGGGGAUAGAAGAUAGUGCCCUGCACAGGAUUGAAGAACUGAAGAAGGUGGUCGCUGGGAAGAAGAGGGUGAUUGUCAUUGGCAUUUCGGUGGGAAUCUCUGCUCCCUUUGUGGCAGGCCAGAUGGACUCCGGCAUGGACAACUCAGCCACCUUCUUGCCAGUCCUGGUUGGUUUCAGCCCCAUGAACAUGGCCAGAAAUGACCCCAUAAAAGACUGGAGUUCCACAUUCCAACAAAUAGCAGAGCGCAUGCAGAAGCUGCGGAAACAGGAAGCUUUCGGGCUCAGUCUUGCUGUUGGUCCUGAGGGCCUCGGUGGCUCCUUCCGAAUGAAUGGUGGAAGUGCAACCAAGACCCUGCUGGAAACCUUGCUACUGGCCGCCCGUAAGACUGUGGACCAAGGCAUCGCAGCCUCUCAGAGGUGCCUUCUGGAAAUCCUGCGGACAUUAGAGCGGGCUCAUCAGGUGACCUAGAGUCAAAGCCCGAAGAUAGCCCUGACGAAGCAAGCCAGCACCAGCCUGGAGAAAAAAGGCCGCGUGUACCUGGUUGGCUGGCAGACCCUGGGCAUCAUGGCCAUCAUGGAUGGAGUGGAGUGUAUCCACAGCUUUAGUGCCGACUACCGAGAUGUCCACAGCUUUCUCACUGGUGAUCACAGUGACAUGUUUAACCAGAGGACUGAGCUCCUCCACCAGGGUCCCCAGUUCUCCUUCUCCCAAGAGGACCUCCUGACUUCCAUCUUGCCAUCCCUCACAGAAAUCGACACCGUGGUCUUCAUUUUCACCCUGGAUGACAACCUCACGGAGGUGCAGGCGCUGGUGGAGCAGGUGAAGGAGAAGACGGCCCACAUCCAGGCCCUGGCGCAUAGCACCGUGGGGCAGACUUCUCCAGACCCCUCUGAGGAAGCUCCUCCCUCCAUCAUCAGCAUCACGUGGCCACUGCUUUUCUUCGAAUACGAAGGGAACUUCAUCCAGAAGUUCCAGCAUGAGCUAAGCACCAAGUGGGUGCUGAAUACCGUGAGUACGGGGGCCCACGUGCUUCUUGGGAAGAUCCUCCAAAACCACAUGUUAGACCUGUGCAUUCGCAACUCCAAGCUCUUCUGGAGGGCGCUGGCCAUGCUGCAGCGGUUCUCUGGACAGCUCAAGGCUCGAUGCCCCAAGGCUCGAUGCAUCGAGACCCUCCUGCAGGUGAUCCACUUCCCCCAGCCUGUGGAUGACAUUCGGGCUGCGCCCAUCUUCCACAUCCAGUUCGCACACGAGAAGGAGCAGGUGAUCCCGGUAGCCCUGCUGAGCGUCCUAAGUCAGUGCUCCAUCCCCCAGGCGCAGGGGCGGCUGGCUGCGGCUCGGUCCGUCUGUGAGGCUGUCCGGAGCGCCCUCUCUGGGCCAGGUCGGAAGCGCAGCGCGGACCCCCUGGAAGCCCCAGAGCCUACCCCACUGUGA
Neogale vison (American mink) is the source of this 1881-nucleotide messenger RNA. RefSeq names its product glucokinase regulator (gene GCKR). Gene Ontology annotation, molecular function: enzyme inhibitor activity; enzyme binding; carbohydrate binding. Gene Ontology annotation, cellular component: mitochondrion; nucleoplasm; cytosol. The record is from RefSeq and is a predicted model, not a curated record. Lineage: Eukaryota; Metazoa; Chordata; Mammalia; Carnivora; Mustelidae. Gene Ontology annotation, biological process: negative regulation of glucokinase activity; response to fructose; carbohydrate derivative metabolic process.